This is a messenger RNA of Toxorhynchites rutilus septentrionalis, 6456 nucleotides long. It is a transcript of the gene Smurf, whose product is annotated as E3 ubiquitin-protein ligase SMURF2. Gene Ontology annotation, biological process: negative regulation of BMP signaling pathway; ubiquitin-dependent protein catabolic process. Bases 1317 to 4748 code for a protein of 1143 amino acids. Gene Ontology annotation, molecular function: ubiquitin-protein transferase activity; protein binding. Lineage: Eukaryota; Metazoa; Arthropoda; Insecta; Diptera; Culicidae. The record is from RefSeq and is a predicted model, not a curated record. The transcript has 13 exons.
CAUUCAUCGUCUCGUUUGUACGCAGACAUUGCAAGGGCCUUGUGUAGUGGGACGUAGUCGCCGCCGUCGUUGUCGUCGUCGUCCCAAAAGUAAAGUGUUCAUCAUUCUCUGCAGUCGUGAAAAUUUUUGCUUCAAAUUUCGUCGCGUUUGACCGUUCCGUGGUAGAGCACUAACUUUGCGUGCCGGAAGCAAUGUUCAGAAUAUACGUCGCAAUUAUCAGUGGACCAAUUGAGUGCCCCAGUGGAGGAUAAAUGGGCAUUUCUGCAGAACCAGUACCACAGAACGCAGAAAGAAUCUGAAAAUGUUAAUUGAUCUGUAGAUCUGUCCAAGCAGUGUAUAGGAGGCGAAAGUGUUGAAGAGAGGUGGCGAGAAGAAGCAACGAGUUCUACGCACUCAUACAUGUGUGUGCCGUGGUGCUCGUAGCGCAUUGAAGUUGCCAGCAGUGUGAGAGAGAGCAAGCAAAUGCUCUCGCUCAAUCGGUUUGUUUCGGAGACAUCCAUAGCCAUCCAAAUAGGUCAGCUGCUUUCGGCAAACUUGCCUCAUAAUAGACUCACAAUAUUAGCAAUUAUUGUGUUGUGUCAAACUACCGUGGAUGGCCAGUGUUGUCAGCAGCAGCAGCAGCCGUGAUAAACACCCCAAAAGUGCAACAUAUUUGUUAUUUUCUACUCUCGCCCUCACACGAAACGAGGAUCGUGUCCCCUGACUGAGUUGCUGCUGGUUGUGCUGUUGUUGGUACGAGUCGAGUCAAGUGUUUGUGUUGAAGUCAGAAAUUGAGCAGAAACCAGAAGUCGAGAGCAGAAGCUAAACAAUAAAAAAGUGUAUUAACGCAGCAUCAACAUACAGAAGAUCCAUUCACAAGAAGGGAAAUUUUUACUCUCGCAAUUGGCUCUAUUGCAUGGAGCCCUAUCCGUUGCUCGUUUUGGAAUAAAGAAAAUGAGAAGGAUCAAUGCGGGUUAUUAGUGAGAUUCGUAGGUGAAAAAGUGUGCGUUUUUUAUAGAUGAUUUUGAAACAUCGAAGAGUUUUGUCACGAAGCAAAAAAAAACGCGAUAAGUUAUUCUCUCGUGUUCACAAGUGUGUUGUUAUUGUGGAAGCACAGUGGUACGUAAUUUGCACGUCACAGUCAAUCCAAAAAAGGGUGUUAGUGUGGUGAAACAAGGUGAAGAAGCAAAAUUGGAAGAAAAAAGCCUCGCCACUCGGAGGAGAAUAAAAAGAACGGGAGGCAUAUCGCAUAGUUGCGAUAGCGGAAAAUAAAUGCAAAGUGCGAUCGAGAGCAGGAGGCAGAUAUUUUCCGCUGCGCCACGGAAACAGCAGGAAAGAUGAACAAAUUGGAAUAUUCACGACGGAAUGGUACCCAGAAGAUUCGAAUUACAAUAUUAUGUGCCCGCAAUUUGGCCCGGAAAGACCUUUUUCGUCUACCGGAUCCGUUCGCCAAAAUUCGCGUCGACGGCACCGCGCAGGAAUACAAGACGGAUAUCUGCAAAGCCUCGCUGGAGCCAAAGUGGAACACACACUAUGAUCUGUACCUUGGCAAAAACGACAGCAUCACGAUAUCUAUCUGGAACCAGCGUAAAGAACAGAAACGGCAGGGCUCCGGAUUUCUGGGCUGCGUACGCAUCAUUGCCAGCUUGAUCCAGCGGCUCAAAGACACGGGAUAUCAACGGCUGGAUCUCUGCAAGGCCUCGCUUAAUGACACCGAUCCAGUUAAGGGUCAAAUCAUAGUGUCGCUCAUGUCGCGCGAUGGCACAACCGGUGGCACUCCGCUGGCAAUCGUUGGUCCAGCGGGUGAUGUCCGUGGUCCCGAUGAUGACGAGGAGAUUCUUAAGGAUGAACUACCCGCCGGCUGGGAAGAACGGCUGACACCGAAUGGCCGGGUCUAUUAUGUGAAUCACGUCACCAAGACAACGCAAUGGUCUCGUCCAUCGGAACCAUCAGGCCCGCUGCCACCACCGCUAAGCAAUGGCAGUAGCAAUAAUAGCAGCGCCGACUCGAUACCACCGGGACCCUCGAAAUCGGCUACCAAUAAUAGUAUCAAUAGUAUUCAAUCCAACGACUCCGGCAGCCGAAGGCACUCGACGGAGAUAAUGCUGAAUAGCUCCAACAACAAGGAGAACUGUAAUCUGAACAAGGAGCGGUCAAAGGAUGUGGACAAUGGAAUAAUGAAUGGUGGGCUGCACAGCCCGGGUGGUGGGGGUGGAGGGGCUGUUCGCAAUGAUGCUAAAAGCCCGGUACGAAUACGCGACGAAAGUGUACUCAUCACACCAAGUUCUAGCACAAGUCCAUUGAGUGAAAUCAAUAGUCCCGUGACACCGAAGAUGACGACGGAGCUCCAGUCGCCAAGAAAUUCUGGAUCCACUAGAGACCCUCAAUUAAUAACAGGACUACCAAACUCAAUUGGUUCACUGUCAAUCGAUCCGUCCGCAGUGCGAACGCCUAUAACGAAUGGCAAUAUUCCAAACGCGCAUUGCAAUAGUUCAUCUGGCACCACUAGUAAUAAUAGCAAUAGCACAAACACUACAAACACUACAGGCAGUGGGAUCAAUUUUCCAGUGUUAAACAAUUCCAAUUCCAACGGUUCUAGCAACGGAAUGGUCUCGAAUGGGGUUCUGUCCAUCCCGGUUGCUAGCAACGGUAGUGCCAGCAAUAGCGGGGUGAACACCCCAACACACGGUGCCAAUACUUCCGCUAGAGAGAAUGGCAGUGCGAACAAUUCCGUUGCGGUACCGCAACAACACCAAGUGCCUUCGUACCUACCAGCAUCGAAUAGUGUUCAUAACGGGAACAGUCGUGUUUCGGAUGGUCAUGGAAUAGAAUCAACAUCCGUGCCGGGUAGAUCCCAGCCACAACCUCAACAGUCUACUCCACCUGGCGGAGGUGACGCAGUCAGGGAAUCUUCGGCACAACGAACUCGUCGUACAUCGCGUAAUAUGGAAGAUCCCUCCUCGCGUAGACGGUCAUCGCGAACGGCACGACCACCGCUCGUUAUACCACCACCACAGUGCCGUGGUAGUGCGCCAGUGAUAAGGCCAGCUGUUGAUCUGCCCCCGGGAUAUGAAAUGCGUACAACUCAGCAAGGUCAAGUUUAUUUUUAUCACAUACCGACCAAAAUGUCCACAUGGCACGACCCUCGGAUACCUCGUGACUUCGACACGCAAAAUAUUGCACCAGAAACGUUGGGUCCGUUGCCGCAUGGCUGGGAACAACGCAAGACGGCCUCUGGUCGGGUAUACUUUGUCGAUCACAACAACCGAACCACUCAGUUUACCGAUCCUCGCCUAAAUGGACACAUUUUGCACAUGAUUCGAAAACAAGCGCAACCACCCCAACAACCCGCCACUGGAGCCAGUUCUAGUGGAACCGGCCCAAGUGGAUGCUCGUCGGGGGUAUCUGUAGCUGCACUUAGCUCUCUUUCCGGGGCCGGCCCACAGGUAUCGAACGGAGUUCCGGGUGGUAGCCGAUUAAUAAUGGGACCAGAAGCACAUGGCCCUGCAAACAAUGGAUCGCCUAUGGAUCCAACGCCCCAUCGAACACCAUCCAGUAACAUUCCUGAUUUACCACAAGGCCUGCUGGAUGGCGCCGACUUACUGCCAAAAUAUCGGCGAGACCUGGUGGGAAAAAUUCGCUCGCUCCGGGCGGAGCUGCAAUCCUUACAACCCCAAUCUGGUCAUUGUCGUCUAGAAGUGUCUCGACAUGAAAUAUUUGAGGAGAGCUACAGACUGAUCAUGAAAAUGCGACCGCGGGAUAUGCGCAAGCGAUUGAUGGUGAAGUUCAAGGGUGAAGAGGGGCUGGAUUACGGUGGUGUGGCUCGCGAGUGGCUCCAUUUGCUGUCCCGGGAGAUGUUGAAUCCCCAAUACGGACUGUUCCAAUACAGCGGCGAUGAUCGAUAUUCGCUGCAAAUCAAUCCCGACUCAGGUGUGAACCCGGAUCAUUUAUCGUACUUCCACUUCGUUGGACGAAUUCUUGGCAUUGCGGUAUUCCACAACCAUGUGCUGGAUGGAGGCUUUACGCUGCCAUUUUACAAACAGCUGCUCAACAAACCGAUCACGCUGAACGAUAUCGAAGAUGUUGAUCCAGAUUUGCACCGGAGUUUAACGUGGAUGCUAGAAAACAACAUUAAUGGGGUGAUCGAUUCGACGUUCAGCGUGGAGAACAACAGUUUCGGGGCACUGAAGGUGCACGAGUUGAAGCCAAACGGUGCGUCGUUGCAAGUUACCGAAGAUAAUAAACGAGAGUACGUUAUGCUCUACGUGAACUACCGGUUCAUGAGGGGGAUCGAGCAGCAAUUUUUAGCUUUAUCUAAAGGAUUCGGAGAACUAAUACCAAGCCAACUGUUGAGGCCGUUUGAUGAGCGGGAACUCGAAUUGGUUAUCGGAGGAAUAAGCAAAAUCGACGUGAAUGAUUGGAAAACCCACACAAGGCUGAAGCAGUGUACUCCGGAGACGUCGCAAAUAAUUUGGUUCUGGCAGAUCGUUGACUGUUACUCGCCGGAGAUGCGCGCCCAGCUGCUCCAAUUUGUAACCGGCUCCUGCCGGGUACCACUCCAGGGCUUCCGAGCGCUACAAGGCUCAACCGGCGCUGUUGGUCCUCGGUUGUUCACAAUCCACCUGACAGCGGACGCACCACUCCAGAAUCUUCCCAAAGCGCACACAUGUUUCAAUCGGAUCGACCUUCCGAUGUACGAUUCGUACCAGCUGAUGUACGAUAAACUAACGCAGGCCGUUGAGGAGACGUGUGGAUUCGCUGUAGAAUAAGGCAAGAUAUUUGAAAAAAAAAUAUUUCGUGUAUUUUUUGUCCGCGUGGCUGGUCUCGCCUAUCGCUGCGAGGUAUAUUGUCUAGUUUUAUCUGAAAUAAAAUCGCGAUGACACGACGGUUGUGUGAGUAUGUGUGAAGAGGGCGAACUCAAAUCGAAAUAUCGGGCUAAUUUUUCCUCUUUCGUCGGUGCACAAGAGUGACUAAUGAGUCCAGGAAGCAUACAUUAACGUAGAAAAUGUAUCAUCGUUUGUCCGAGAGUUCGAAACGGUCUUUCAUUAGAUCGUUCUCAAAAUCCAUUUCGAGAUGGAAAGUUUUUCACAGUUUCGAAAGACCAUCCAUAUAUUGCUUAUCUUUGGAGAACCAUAGAGAAGAGAACAACGAACUCCGCGUGUAUUUUGUAUUCGCGUUUUUUUUUAGCAUAUCAAGGAAAGGUUUUCCAAAAUAUGCCAUAUAUGAAACAACACGUGUCAUCGGAAAUCGUACAAUUUCCCUUCUAGAGCGGAAACAUGAAAUAGUCAAAUCAUUGAAAUCAAACAUAAAACAGCAACAAUUCAUCAAAAUCGACGCGUUCACCAACGAAAACGAGCUCAACAAGUUCUUCACAAUACUAAGCCGACUUUUUCCGGCAGAUAAAGUAACGCCCAACACAGACGUUUUUGAAUUAGUACUACAAAAUUAAUCCUUGGCGUAAACCAAGCGAGUCAUAUUAAACUGUUUUAAAAUUUGUGCGAAGAAAAUUAUUACGAGAGAGAGAGAAAAAACAAUGAGAUUAUUAUCUUCUAAUAGACCAACAACUUUAUAUCGUUCGAGCGGUCCGCGCUGGGUUUUAUUUCGUCUUGUGCGACGACAGUUUGUUGACAAUUUUUGAAAUAUAUUGUAUUAGGGGGUUUAACAGAAUUGGUAAACGAAAAAAAACUUUGACAUAUUUAUUGUAGGUAAACAAUUAUACGAAUUCGAGUCCUGCGGCGGAUCAGCGGACACAAAUUCGAUGGUUCGGGUGAUUCUUACAACGAUAUUCUUAUACUAUUCUAUUAGCAAUUUGUUGGAGGUAAAAACGUUCGAUUCCAUUCACGUUCAGACGAAAUCAUAGAGUCGAGAGUUGGUAAUGUUGUAUAUCGCAGAAAAAUAAAGUUAUAUUCUUAGGAAGCCUAAACCAAUUAAUCAAUCUUUAUUCAUUACAUACAUCAGAAGGGUUCGAUUCCUGUAUUUGUACAUAUGAACGUAACGACCGAAUCAAAACGAUGAUGUUGAGUGAACGCAUUCGACCCAGGUGGUAUGGAAGGGAGCUUGCUGCUGCGACAUGAAUCGAAGGGUAUAUUCGAAUAUGCAAUGUUGGUCACACCAUUAUUUAGCUAGGCGUAUUGCUAAAGUUAGCGGAGCGGGAGGAGAAGCUAACAUUAAUUUUCAGUUAGAUCAAUCCAAGCGAGGAUGAUGAUAGAUAGACUUAUUGGACAUUUAAGAGCUAAAUAUUGUUAAUAAAAAGUUUGCAGAUAGGAACUAGGUUCACUAUUGGUUGCUGCCAUUGAUUGCGCGCGAUUAAGCAGUGGCAUUUGAAUCGAGGGUUGUAGUUAGUAUGUGUUGGUACGGUGUCAGCAGCAGAUCACGGUCCGAGCAACAGUUGGUAAAUAUGUAAUCGAACUAGGUAAACAAGAACCAACAAUGGUAUAUAUUAUUGUAAAUUAUAUUAAAAAUAUUUUAUACAGUUAA